UGAAUUCUCAUAUUUAUUUAAAAAUUUUUAGUCUCUUUGCUGUAAAGUAUAAAUUAAAGUAGAAUUAAUUUCAUUUCUCUUUUGCAGAUUGUAUAAUUUUUGGUUUUUCUAUUCCAUAUUCUGCAACCUGCAUUCUCAACCUUCUUCAAAAACACUUGAAUUCAUCAGGAAACAAUAGUUCCAUGCCCAGAAGAAGAAGAUAAGAGUAUGCUGAAGCGUGCAGUCUGUGAAGAAGCCUUUCGCCUAGCCAAACAUUUCUUUUCGUGAUUUGGUGAAAGCACAAUCCAUAAAAGGAAGGAACUCCUUAAUGGACGUCAUAGAACCAGUCGUGGAUAUUGUGAAGGAUGUUGUACCUACAGUUAAGAAAUAUGCCAAGUGUCAGAUAUGUCACAAUGAUUAUGUCAAUGAAUUUAAAGAAAUGCAAACCAAGCUGGAGCGCCAACGAAAAGAUGUUGCUGAAGGACUGCAUACUCACCUUAUGCAAUGUGGGAAGAUUGCAAUGCAGGAAGUUGAAGCUUGGCUAAAGGAAGCAGACCAAGAAACUGAUGAAAAAGUGGUUGAAGAUCUAAUCUGCAAAGGGGGCUAUUUCACAUAUAUUUUCUCUUCAAGAAAGCUUGAUAAAAGGACUCAAUCAUUGACUGAAGGAAUAUUUAGGCAAGGAGAAAAGUACACUAGUGCAGAGAGCCGGCUGUUGAAACUUGCAGCCGACUAUGGCGAUGCAGAGAGCCAGCUCUGGAAGCUGCAGCCAGCUCUACGGGUAAAAGGUUUGCCUACCACCAAGCCUCCUUUCUUUGAUGGUACUAAUUAUAAUUAUUGGAAGAAUAGGAUGAAGGUCUUCAUGCUUGCAAAUGUGCCCAAGGCAUGGAUUGUGACUAUGAAAGGUCCAUAUGUGCCUAUGAAAGUAGUUGGGGAAAGUGAGGUUCCAAAGGAAGAAGUUGAAUGGAAUGAUGAAGACUUGGUAACACAUGAAGGAAUAAGCCAAGUGAAGGAGUCAAAAAUCAAUAGACUCAUUCACAUGUAUGAGCUUUUUAAGAUGAAAUCGGAGGAGAGCAUUCAAGAUAUGUAUACAAGAUUGAAUGAUAUAGUCAUCAAUCUCAAGGCUCUUGGUAAAGUUUAUCCUUCUCAAGAAGUGGUGAGGAAGGUUCUUAGAAGUUUGCCUAAGAAUUGGGAAGCCAAGAAGACCGCAAUUGAAGAAUCUAAGGAUCUCAACACUCUCAAGCUUGAAGAUCUCAUUGGAAAAUUGAUGACAUAUGAAAUAGAAGUUCAAGCUGAUUGUGGAGUUGAAGUGGUUGAGAAGAAGAAGAAGAAUGUUGCUUUCAAGGCUAGCAACCAAAAGGAAGAGAGUGAAGAUGAUGUUUGUAAUGAUGAGUCUAGCAAUGAGGAGGACAUCACCAAAUUGGUUUCGAAGGAAGUGAAGAAAUACAUGAAGAAGAGCCUCAAAGGGACAUCCUCUAGAAGAAACAAGGAAAUUCACUAUUCUAGAGGAAGAAUAUGUAGUGAUGAUGAUGAUAGAGGAAAGCCAAGCAAGAAGUAUAUCAAAUGCUAUGAGUGCAACAAGAUGGGGCAUUAUAGAAAUGAAUGCCCUCAAUUGAAGAAGGGUGAAGGGAAAAACAAGAAGAGCAUGAAGAAGAAAGCUUUUGCCGCCACUUGGAGUGAUGAUGAGGCUAGCUCAACGGAAAGUGAAAGCUCCUUGGAGAAUGGUGUUGCAAAUCUUUGCUUCAUGGCUCAAGAGGAUAGCAACAAUGAUGAGGAGGUAAACUCUAACUUCUUUAGUUCAAUUAAUGAAAGUUCCUUUGAGUAUUCUUAUGAUGAUUUAUGCAAAGUUCUUGAUUGCUCUAUGAAUGAUAUUAAGAGACUAGGGAAUGAGAAUCUUGCUCUUACUAAAACCAUUUCAUUGCUUAAAAAUGAGAUUGUAUCUCUUUCAAAACAAAAUGAGGUUUUAGUUAAAGAAAAUGCCUCUUUAAAUGGUGAAAUUGCAUCUUUAAAGAAUGAGGAGUCUAAUAAUGCUUUGAAAAAGGAAAAUGAGGAUGCAAAGAAGGAAAAUGAGGAUUUGAAUAAGGAAAAUGAGGGACACUUUGCCUAUGUAUGUCCUUUGAAGAGAUUGAUAGCUCAAGUUAAAAUGUCAAAAUAUUGCAAAGUGAGUAAACUUGGACUGCACUUAAGGCUUGAAAAUGUGCAAAGAGCCGGCUGUGGAGGUGUAGAGAGCCAGCUCUGGAAGCUGCAGCGGGCUCUACGGCAAAAAUGGGAGAAUUCUUGGAACUCCAAUUCACCCCCCUCUUGGAGUACAUUAAGUCAACAAAGGCAAGAGCAGCUGAAGCUCCGACAGAAAGACCUUGAAGCAAAAUUGGAGACUCAACUUAUGCAGUGUGGAAAGAUUGCAAGCAUGGAAGUUAAAGACUGGUUGAAGAGAAAAAUUGAAGAAUUGAAACAAAUAUUUGAGCAAGGAGAAAUAUAUACUAAUGCUGGUGAGAGUUUGGUCACAGAUGUUUACUUAAUUGAGCGUGGUGCAACUAUAUUUAAAGAAAUGCAAGAGCAGUUGAAGCUCCGACAGAAAGACAUUGAGGCAAAAUUGGAGACUUCGCUUCUGCAGCCCAAAAAGAUGGCAAGCAAUGAAGUUAAAAACUGGAUGGAGAAAGCAAGCCAACAGAUUGACAUAAAGGUUGAAGAUCUAAUCAGCCAAGGGGAAUGUUCCUCUCCAUCCAACCUCUGGAAAAAAAUUGAAGAAUUGAAGCAAAUACUUGAGCAAGGAAAAGAAUUCACUAAUGCUGGUGUGGUUUUGGUCAUAGAUGAUCACUCAAUCAAAGGAUUUCCACUUCCCAUUGAAAAAUGUGGUGGCAAGGAUGAUAUACAAGAAAAAAUUUUGGAAUGGUUGAAGGGAGACAAGGUUACAAGAAUUGCAGUUUCGGGAAUGGGUGUGUCAAAAGACUUUAACAUUACUGUCCAGCAAAAAAAGAAGUUUGAUAUUCUCAAGUUUCAGAAAAAGAUUGCAAGUAGCUUGAAAUUAGAACAAGAGCCAGAUCCUGAGAAUGAAACCAAGCUUGCUGCAUUGAUUUCACAAAGGUUAGGGCAGGAAGAUGUUGGAAUUUAUAAUCCAGUUGGAAAUAAUGGUUGCAAAUUAGUGCUCACAACACGGUCAAAAGAUGUUGCUCAUGCAAUGGAUUGUAAUGUGAUCCAUGUGAACCCUCUUCCACCUGAUGAGGCAUUAGCAUUAUUCUUGGAGAAAAUUGGAAAUUAUGAAAUCCAAAAGGAGGAGUUAAUUGAGUAUUGGAUUGAGGAGGGGCUUAUAUAUAAAGAAGGGAAAACUAGGGAGGCAAUGAAUUGGAAGGGUCAUGAUAUACUUGAUAAGCUAGUUGACAACUGCUUGUUGGAGUUGGUUGGAGGCAAGGAAUAUUGUGUGAGUAUGCAUGAUCUUCUCCGAGAAAUGGCAUUAGAAAUCAGUCCUCAAUUUUUGGUGAAAGCUGGCAUUGCCUUGGAAAAGCUACCAGAAGAGAGUGAAUGGAGAGAAAAUCUUUUAAAGGUUUCUUUAAUGGAGAAUCAUAUAACAAAAAUUCCUUCAAGCAUGCUGUCUCCGAAGUGUCCUAUACUUACAACCUUGUUGUUGUCCAAUAACCAGAUUUCAACAAUUCCAGAAGCUUUUUUUGAGCAUAUGCCUGGGCUCAAGAUCCUUGAUCUUUUCAACAAUUGGGAGCUAACAAGGUUACCAAGUUCUGUUUCCAAAUUGGAGAAGCUUACUACAUUAUUGCUAUUGAAUUGAAAGUGUUUAAGAGAGGUACCGUCUUUAUCCAACCUUGUAGGCUUAAAAAAGUUGGACCUUUCCAACACGUGAAUUGAAGAACUACCUCAAGGCCUCAAUAUGUUAACAAAUCUAAAAUAUCUUG
Messenger RNA from Rubroshorea leprosula, 3878 nucleotides. The record is from the annotation of a GenBank genome assembly. NCBI's taxonomy places the organism in Eukaryota, Viridiplantae, Streptophyta, Magnoliopsida, Malvales, Dipterocarpaceae.